Mytilus californianus (California mussel) is the source of this 2540-nucleotide messenger RNA. RefSeq lists its product as uncharacterized. Bases 40 to 1494 code for a protein of 484 amino acids. The transcript is spliced from 9 exons. NCBI's taxonomy places the organism in Eukaryota, Metazoa, Mollusca, Bivalvia, Mytilida, Mytilidae. The record is from RefSeq and is a predicted model, not a curated record.
AAUUAUUUUUGUCAUUUUGCCCUAAACCAAGUGGCGUUUAUGCAUGUUAUACAAAAAAAGAAAAUGUUGAGAUACUUUUCAUGGAUAUCUUUUGUGUUGUGCUUCUCUACAAGUAUUUGGACGAAACAAGCAGAUGGCCAGUGUAUGAUGCCGUUUGGUGAGGAAGAUACCUAUGUCAGUGCUUCUACAGGGACAAUAGGGGCUAAUGUAACACAUAUCAUUGAUUACCCUCUAACAAUACCUUUUACACCUAAAUCAGAUUUCGAAUGUCUUGAGAAAAGAGACGAUCGAUACGUUCUGAAAAUGGUAAUUGAACCUAAUAUAUUCGGGACGAUCACGAGGUUUUAUAUGUGUAUAGAGCUUUUUAAGGAAAACAACGUUACAUUUUAUUAUUAUUUAGGAACCGACUUUGAGGUUUUUGCUCAAGACCAUCUAUAUGGCGAUUCUACCGGUGGCACGGUUACGUUUGAAGAUGUAUGUAACAGAGCAUAUCCUUACGGAAAACAAACUUUUGUUAUGUUAGUUAAAGCAGAUGCGUAUGAUAAUGGAUUAUUGACAACGAGGUGUCCAGAUGAUUUAUUGGCAAUAUUCCAGAGUGUUAACAUUACACUGUCUGAUGGCACCAUAACGACUAGCUGUCCAGGAAACACGUUAGAUGUGUGUGCAAACAGAACAACAGUUAGUUUUGGCUACAAUGAUUCAUGUUCCUCUCCUGCUAAACAAACCUCUCAUAAUGGAAGCUACAGUUGUUUAUUUUAUACCACUGUGAACAGCUUUACAUAUCUAGGACUUUGGAACCAGGACAACACUGUGGACGACACGAAUAAUUACAGAUUUUCUUGCUUUGCUUUCAAGAAAGAAGGAGGCACUGUUUACUCUACCGAGACACCUAAGUUUUGUGACACAGCAACAACCGCUACGAAUCCGGGACCAGAUGGUGUGACAAUUGUCUCCUGGGAUAUUUCAGAAAUCUGUCUUGAUGGAAUACAAGGUAGCGCUGAUGAGACAAUUGACACAGACAUUUCUUGGAUAUAUUACUUGAUAGCUGGACUUGCCAUAUUGCCGCUCCUGAUUUGGUUUAUUUGUUUGUUUAUUUUAUGCUACAAGAAAUAUGGAUGUAUUUGCAAGCGUAUUAAAAUACCAAAAGUAAAACUACCGACGAAGAACAAAAAACGUCUGUCACCAAAACCACCAUCUGAACCUGAAAUUGAUGUCAGCAAGGGUGAGAUCGUCGGGCGAGCGAGGUUCACAGGACCUAUUAUUAAAGGACCAGAUUAUAACAUGUCUAAUUUGUUCCGACCUAAGAAACCAGUCGAUGAUUUUACAAUGUUGGGUGCUAUCUUCAUUGACAACAAACCAUUAUGUUUACUGGGUGCUCCUAACAUAAGACCCAUAUACAAGGAUACAUUUGAUGACUAUAUGAUGGGUGGACUACGUCGGAGUUAUACACAAAUAAGUAUUGAUUCAAGUAUCUAUGAGAAAAAAGAGGAUUGAAUGAUUAAGACGGAACAAUUAAAAGUAAUUUCUCAAGAUCUCUCCAUGCAAUUAGCGAAAAAAACCAACUAUACACAUUUAUUAAACCAGAAUCAUGAUAUUCAGUGGUUAUUAAUUUUAUUUUAUCAAUAUUACCAUUGCGAGCCAAUCAUUGUUAUGACGAGACCCUUUGCAUCAUUUUUAUUGCUUUCUAUCAUUACUGAAAUUAAUCAACAGAUCAUCUUUUAAUAAAGUGCAAAAGAUUUAAAAAAAGAAAACAAUCCGUAUUACAUCUAAAAUGUGAAAUAUCCUGCAACUACAUUCGACAGCAACUAUCAAUUUAAACUAACCUGUUGGUCUAGUAUGAAAAAUCACCAAAUGGAAAGCUGUUAUGUAGUUUUGUUGGAUAUAUCGAAUUAGAGAAUUUUGUGAUAUAUUUACCGAGGUACUAUUUAAUUGUUUCGAAUUCCUCAAUAAUGUAAUGCACAUGUAGAACGCUUUAUUUGUUUUAAGAACAACGUCAUUUACAAAUCCGAUUGACAGUUAAUUUGAAAAAAAAGGAUGUGGAAUGAAACAAAAUGUUUUAUUACUUAUUGAAAUAUUUCAGAAUAUGUAAAUCUUCAUAUCAAUCGUUUAUCAGUUUCCACACCCUAAACGAUUACGGUAGACAAAAUGUAUAUGUUUAUGAAUGAAAGAAAAACCACAAAUUGCAAUUCAUUAAAGUACAAUGUUAUGAUUAUAUAUAGUUAAAGAAUUAUGAAACUAUACAUCGCUUUUUACAAUAAACAAAGAAAGACACACAGCAAAACCAACAUACAGUGUUCUUUGUUUAUAUGAUUAUUUUAUUACGUGGGUAACAUUUCAUCCCAACAUCGUUAUUGAUACUUAAUCAAUUUAUUAGAUUACAAAGAUUGAUUGUAAAAUAAACAAUUAUGCUCUUUAUAUGUCUGCUUAUUCACAAGCUGCUCUUUGUUUAUGGAAUAUACAUGUUCAUGUUUGCAUAAUUAAUUUAUGAAUUAUGACGCUUUUAGAUGUCAAUUUAAAAUAAAAAUUUAAAUGAAAACGUU